CUUAUUGAGGGAGUGCCAUUGUGCGAUGCUGAAAUUACAGAUAAGGAGUAUUUGAUAAUCAUGAACGAUGUCACAAAGAUAAUUCACUUGCUUCACGGUAAAAACCUUGUGUUUGGUGAUCUUUGUAGUAUGAACAUUAUAGUUCGAAAGGCUGAUAAUAAGAUCCAGACAAUGUUAUUUGAAUUCGAUUGUUGUGGCGAACAUCAAAUCAGUUGUUAUCAACCCUCAAUGAAUUCAACAAUUGAAGGUCCACCUGGGGCAGAAGCUUAUGCGUUGUUGGAUAAAUCUCACGAUUUAUACUGGUUAGAUGUAUUUUGGAAGAAGAGGAGCUAG
Molecule: messenger RNA, 333 nt
Organism: Funneliformis caledonium
Lineage: Eukaryota; Fungi; Glomeromycota; Glomeromycetes; Glomerales; Glomeraceae
Source: the annotation of a GenBank genome assembly